UCACGUCAAAUCACGCUUCGAAAUGGUUCGCAAGAAAUUAGAGUUUGAGGAGAGACCAAUAUGUAAUGCAGUUACUGUCUACAGAUCAAGAGGACACUACCUGCAGCGUCUGGAUUUAUUCGACAAAGCAAUACAAGCGUACAAUGAAGCUCUCCGCUGGAAUAAAGAUGACGUACAUUCGCUGCUCGGCCGCAGCGUGGCAAGAGCAAAGGCGACGUAUUACAGCGGUGCCAUAGCAGAUGCUAUUCGAGCUACCGAAAUCGAGCCUGACAAUGUAUCGGCCCUGCACAUCAGAGCUCAAACGGCGUAUGAAACAUGUGCCUUCGAGCGCUCCCUAGUCUUGUCUCACCGCGGACAGUUGAUGAGGAAACUGCCACCUAACUUCGCGGAGUGUGCCAGAAAUGCCGAGGAAACUAUUAGAGUAUGCACCGGCAAAAGUGCAGGGAAGGUGCUGCAGUCAGUUCAUCUUCUGCGUUCGGAAGCGUUUGAGGAGAUGACCAAUGACGAAUUUACGCCGAUCGUCAUUAAACAUCAAAGUAGAAUGACAACUCAGGCGGCACAUAAGGUCCAAGAUAUGUCACGCAUUGAACAGCAGAAGAAGCUUCAAAUGACCCGUCUGAUGGCUUCGAAGUAUUUAGAGAGGAUGGCCCACGACAAGUACUUCCUCACGAAACUGUGCAAGGAUGAGAGACUUGUGUCAGCCAACAAGAAGGGAUCCGAGAAGUUACAGGAGUUAGCUACUAAUGCGCUUACGGACGUAGAAAAUAGACAGGCUGUCCUACGAGAACGUCGGCCCAUGUACGCGACAUCUCCCGCCGAGAGCGCAGCGCGUGGUCGACUUCGUAAAGCCCGCAAGGAGCAGAAAGAAAAAGCGCGGCGUCAGAACGUGACAGACGCCACACGACUGCUCUCAGCCGCUGUUGCUAUGCAAGAACAACAUGAUACUAAUAAAUGUAGUAGGUAA
Messenger RNA from Leguminivora glycinivorella, 964 nucleotides. RefSeq names its product outer dynein arm-docking complex subunit 4-like. Gene Ontology annotation, molecular function: protein binding. Lineage: Eukaryota; Metazoa; Arthropoda; Insecta; Lepidoptera; Tortricidae. The transcript is spliced from 8 exons. The record is from RefSeq and is a predicted model, not a curated record. Bases 23 to 964 code for a protein of 313 amino acids.